AUGGAGAAACGUCAAGUUUUUAGGCGUGGAGGCUCUAACUUUGUCAUGGAAGAUCUGAUCACUAGUUGCGAUCACAAUUAUGUGGAUUAUUUUCGUAAAGUUCCCAACUCCUUAAACCUAUAUACAUUUCGAGUUGUCAAAUUGGCAUCUAAGUUCACCAUUGACAUUGCUGUCAGGGUUUUAAAAACCAAAAGAGUGAUGUACAAAGUGGACAACUUGGAUGGCUGCUACUUCCUUACCAAUCCCCUCAUGAAUCGCGUUUUUGGUUCUGUUUACAAGAAACUGAUCGUGAAUGGUACAUUCUUUAACUGUCCCAUAAAGCCGGAUGUGUAUUAUCUGAGGAAUGAGGGAUCUGUGGAAAUGUUGCCCAGUUUUCAUCCACCGGGAAAGUAUCAGGUGACCAUGCGGGUCAAAAUGCACGAAAGUCCGGGUCCGUUUGUUAUGGAAAUGCUAUGGAUUUAUAGUGUUGUGAAAAUUAAAUAA
Molecule: messenger RNA, 483 nt
Organism: Drosophila serrata
Lineage: Eukaryota; Metazoa; Arthropoda; Insecta; Diptera; Drosophilidae
Source: RefSeq, a predicted model, not a curated record